AUGGAGCUGGUGUACCGAUCCAGCAGCGUGUCUGCCUUCUUUCUGUCUGGGACGUACGAUUUCAAGACUUUCAGGUCCUCGGACCCAGAUGCACCGUUUUGGAAUAAUGACGAACUGAAGAUGUUGGUGUACACCGGGCCGUAUCUCAUGCUGGGAGUUAUGUUUUUGAAUGUGUCCGGUCCAUUGUCUGUGUUUUGUUUUGACGGCCAAAAAGCCUUUGGCACUAUUGACGAUUGGGAACAGCUGGACUUGGGUGGAGUAUUUUCUGGUUUUGUUUCGGCCAGACUGGCCGUCUUUGAGUGA
Molecule: messenger RNA, 303 nt
Organism: Ogataea philodendri
Lineage: Eukaryota; Fungi; Ascomycota; Pichiomycetes; Pichiales; Pichiaceae
Exons: 1
Coding region: 1-303 (100 amino acids)
Source: RefSeq, a predicted model, not a curated record